This is a messenger RNA of Anoplophora glabripennis (Asian longhorned beetle), 1514 nucleotides long. Its product is annotated as ionotropic receptor 21a-like. NCBI's taxonomy places the organism in Eukaryota, Metazoa, Arthropoda, Insecta, Coleoptera, Cerambycidae. Bases 16 to 1503 code for a protein of 495 amino acids. Gene Ontology annotation, cellular component: membrane. The record is from RefSeq and is a predicted model, not a curated record. The transcript has 5 exons. Gene Ontology annotation, molecular function: ligand-gated monoatomic ion channel activity.
GAAGCAGUUGCACAAAUGGUGCAGAAAAGGAAGGCAAAUCUAGGCCUAGGGGGCCUUUACAUCACCCAAGAUAGAAUCGAUAGGAUUGCAAUCAGCCAAUGGCAUUCCCAAGACUGCGCCGUUUUCAUAUCUUUAACAUCAACUGCACUACCGAGGUAUCGGGCUAUAAUGGGACCAUUCCAUUGGACCGUCUGGUUGGCAGUAACUAUUAUUUACAUGCUUGCAAUAUUCCCUCUGACAUUUUCCUAUAAACUCACUCUGAAGGGUUUAAUAACUAAUCCCGAAGAAAUGGAAAACAUGUUCUGGUAUGUCUUUGGUACGUUUACGAACUGUUUCACUUUCAGCGGAACCGAAGCUUGGAAUAAGUCGGAUAAAUUUACCACAAGAAUACUUAUUGGAUUUUACUGGUUGUUCUCAAUUAUCAUCACAGCGUGCUACACCGGGUCUAUUAUAGCGUUUGUAACUAUUCCAAUAUAUCCAGCCGUGGUAGACACCGUAAGGCAGUUACUUGACGGAAGAUAUCAAAUAGGGACUUUAGAUAAAGGAGGAUGGCCACACUUAUUCGCAAACUCAUCAGAUGAAGGUACUGAAAAACUACUAAGGCAUUUGGAUCUUGUUCCCGACGUAGAAUCUGGAUUAAGGAAUACCACCAAGAGCUUCAUUUGGAACUAUGCGUUCUUAGGUUCCAGAGCCCAGUUGGAUUACAUCGUCAGGACCAAUUUUACAACAAAGAGCAAGAGAUCCAUUUUGCAUAUCAGUGAGGAUUGUUUGGCACCGUUCAACAUUGGUGUUGGAUAUCCAAAAAAUUCCAUAUACAGCGAGAUACUCGACGUUGGAAUUCUGCUAGCUCUACAGGCUGGCAUCCUCAACAAACUAAAAGCAGACGUCGAGUGGGAUAUGAUGAGAACCGCCACUGGAAGGCUAUUAGCGGCGAGUUCCAAGGUUGGAGGCAUCAAGGCACUGUCCUACGAAGACAGGGCGUUGAACCUAGACGACACCCAAGGAAUGUUCCUGCUGUUGGGGGCGGGUUUUUUGGUUGGAGCGGGCGUUCUCAUGUCUGAAUGGUUAGGCGGUUGCUUCAUGUUUUGCAAAGGCAAGAAACGAAACGACAGUGUGAGUUCAAUCGAAAGCAAUCCCAGGUCGUACGAAGGGAGAACACCACGGGAGAAGCUCAACUCUAUCCAGUACGUCCGCAUGCGCAACAGAUUGGACAGCACUAUAGAUUUGGAACAAAAUUUCGAUUACGAAGUGCCUCGCGCUAAAAGGGUACAGAUGAAAAAGCAAGAGUCGAAUGGGGAGAAUCACGUAAACUGUGUGGUACAUGAAGUGGCAGAUUCGCAUAGCAGUGGAGGAAGCAAAGAUUCUGACGAUGAUGACUUUAAUGAAGAGAUCAAUAAGAUUUUCGAAGAAGUUUUCGGGGAAAAAAACGUGGACAGUGACAGCUCUCACGAGGAAGUUACCGAUACUUGCGACAAAGAGAAUGUUAUUGAGACGACAACUUAAAAAAUAUAUAU